UUUAUCCCUUCCACUAUCUGCCGUCGUCACGCUUUUUUAUGGUUACUCCGACGUGGCACUUCACACACACAAACACACCUACAUAUAUGUGUGUAUAUAUAUAUAUAUCGAUAGACAUAUUUUUGGUUACAAGCUGAGUAAUAAACGCAAGGGUGCGAAAUUUUGCAUCUACAUUUUCUGAUCCUUUUCCGACGCACCCACCCCACCGGUUCUCGCCUUCUCCGGCAUCCCACAUUUUCACGCACUAAUUAAUAUGGCGGAGGAGAGGCGGGUUUUGGCGGUGGUUGAGGAGGAGGAGGAUAUCGAUGAACAAUUGGUGGUGGAGGAGGAGGAUAUGGGCUCCAGCUUGACCCUCGAACGCGCCGCUGCCGCCAAAAAAUACAUCGAGAACCAUUACAAAACCCAUAUGAAACGAAUGCAGGAACGCAGACAAAGGCGCCAACUGCUCGAAAAAAUGCUAGCUAAUUCGGGUGUAUCAGAAGAAGAGCAGAUGAAUUUUCUCAAGGAUUUGGAGCGCAAAGAGACAGAGUACAUGCGGCUGAAGCGUAACAAGAUUUCCGUCGACGAUUUCGAGCUCUUAACCAUAAUAGGCAGAGGAGCGUUUGGAGAGGUUCGAUUGUGCCGGGAGAAAGUAACUGGCAAUAUAUACGCAAUGAAGAAGUUGAAGAAGUCGGAAAUGCUUCAAAAGGGGCAGGUUGAACACGUAAAAGCCGAAAGGAAUUUGUUAGCUGAAGUUGCGAGCGAAUACAUAGUGAAACUUUAUUGUUCGUUUCAAGAUGCGGAUUACUUGUACCUGGUUAUGGAAUAUCUACCUGGUGGUGAUUUGAUGACUUUGCUGAUGAGAGAGGAAACCUUAACCGAAACCGUCGCAAGAUUUUACAUCGCGCAAACUGUUCUGUCGAUAGAAUCUAUUCACCGGCACAACUACGUCCACAGGGAUAUUAAACCCGACAACCUUCUUUUGGACAAGAAUGGUCACAUGAGGCUGUCCGAUUUCGGUCUUUGUAAGCCUCUAGAUUGUUCGAAUUUGUAUCCUGCAAAUGGGAAUGAACCAACCAAUGGAGAGAAUCAGAGAGGAUUGGUCGAUGGAAACGGAUGCUUUCCCGAUAAAGGCGAUGGAAGCCUUUGGAAGAGUCCUCGUGAACAACUUCAGCAUUGGCAAAAGAACCGAAGAACACAGGCAUUUUCGACGGUUGGCACGCCUGAUUAUAUUGCGCCCGAAGUAUUACUUAAGAAAGGAUAUGGGAUUGAGUGUGACUGGUUAGUUUCUUCACACAGAGUAUUGGUUCGGUUUAUUUAUAUCUUUUGUUUUUAUGAGGAGCUUUGUUGCAGGUGGUCACUUGGUGCCAUUUUGUACGAGAUGCUUUUUGGCUAUCCCCCGUUCUACUCUGAUGAUCCAAUAACAACAUGCAGAAAGAUUGUGCACUGGAGAAACCACCUAAAGUUUCCAAUGGAAGCAAGGGUAACUCCAGAAGCAAAAGACCUGAUCCGCAAGUUGCUUCGUGAUGUUGAUAAUAGAAUAGGUUCUCGUGGGGCCGACGAAAUAAAGAGUCAUCCGUGGUUCAAAGAUGUAAAGUGGGACAAACUUUACGAAAUGGAAGCAGCGUACAAACCGGAGGUCAAUGGUGAACUCGACACUCAGAAUUUUAUAAAAUACGAUGAGGUGGAUCCCCCGCCAGCAAAAUCUAGUUCCGGGGCCUGGCGGAAGUUGCGAAAUCCAAACGAUUUGAGUUUUGUUGGCUACACAUACAGAUUGUUCGAGCCCGUGAAAGGGUUAACUAAGUCUUCAGACAAGGCAAAUAGCACAUCACCCGAGCGUCUAUCAACAGAUUCCUCCCGGAGUGAUUCUGCGGUCGAUUAUUCCUCAAAUAACGCCACCGUUGAAGUGGAACUCCUAAAACGUACUUCAUCGGUCGAUACGUUUUCUCACUGAUGACCUAUAUAUUAUUGCAAUCUAAUAUUAUUGUAAUUAUAGUAUAGAGCAAUUUAAUUCCAGGGUGAUGUUUGUUUGUUAGUCAUAUGCUUUUAGUUGCAGUUUAUUUUUGGUCCCUAUGUAGAUAUAUAUCCAUAGAUGAACUCAGUCAGGACUCAGUAGCCUGGCUACUGCUUUUGCCCCCUUAUAAUUAAUAAAUCGUAAUUUAUAUCUAGAGUAAAUUACAACCACCUCGAGAGGUAUGAUCAAUUUACGA
Molecule: messenger RNA, 2189 nt
Organism: Erythranthe guttata (spotted monkey flower)
Lineage: Eukaryota; Viridiplantae; Streptophyta; Magnoliopsida; Lamiales; Phrymaceae
Source: RefSeq, a predicted model, not a curated record